This is a messenger RNA of Sciurus carolinensis (gray squirrel), 2805 nucleotides long. RefSeq names its product CFAP20 domain containing (gene Cfap20dc). NCBI's taxonomy places the organism in Eukaryota, Metazoa, Chordata, Mammalia, Rodentia, Sciuridae. The record is from RefSeq and is a predicted model, not a curated record. The transcript is spliced from 16 exons. Bases 352 to 2406 code for a protein of 684 amino acids.
GUAGGUGGCGGAGGCUCGGAGGCUCGGCGGUUCGGCGGCGGCCGUCUCGUAGGUUACGCACACAAUCACUCCCUAGGGACAACCCGGAGCCCGCCCAAGCGGCUGCGCCCUCACUAGAUCGGGGCACCCGGGAGGAAGCCGGCGCCGCGAUGGUGCGGGUCGGCGGCUGGAGGUGCAGCUGACCCGGGGCCCAAGGGGCUGAGAAGAGCCUGACCUGCUCCCAGCCAGGCACCAAGCGCUGCCCCGCGCGUCGGUCUCCGGCUUCCCGCCCGCGGACUUCCAGCCUUCAGGGUCACGCCACUCGCUGGAAGCCCUGAACUCUGCCCCCCAAGCCCCGGUCCCCCUGCGGGAAUGUUCAAAAAUGAGUACCAGGGAGGUGCAUUUGUGGAAAUCUUUAGUGCUCAGGGAAAAAAUCCUGGUGCAAAAUGGAAGAUCCUUGGUAGUCCAUCUGUGAUUUGGAAAGAGUUUGAUAAAGAAGUUAAAAGUUUUGUGUUUGUCCUGGAAGGCAGCAGCCAAACAAAUAAAAUUCAGUUACCAAAGGAGAAUAAGCAAAUCCUUGGACUGAUCCAGAGGUUUCUUGUACUUCAGAUUUACAUACCCCUGGGACAAGACUUCUCCACUGAAUUGCUAAUUACUGAUUUAGGGAACAUCAAAAGAAGAUUGUAUUUAUCAACGGUCCAUAAGGAACUAUCCUCAACCCCCCUUCAUGCAAAAAUCCCACUCUUCAUGAUCAAGCGCAAAAUUUGGUGCAAUCUGUGCAUUGACUUGGUAGCAUUCACCAGUGAAAUAUUCAAGGGAGCAGUUUUCCAGUCAUUGGAUGGAAUUAUUGUCUCAGCUAACUGUAAGCUACGGAAAAUCUUCACCUUAAAAUCAAAGCCUCAAGACACUGCUGAUAAAGAUGCUAUGUAUGGCGUUCCCUUUCAAACAGAUGAACCCACAGACAUCAUUCCACGAAGCUGCCAACUAACAACAGACGUUCCGCACAUCACACAGCUGCUGAACAUGACUAAACUCCGCCAGACUGAAAUCAAAUUUGGAGGGCAUCCUCUAAGAUCAGCAGAAUCAGAUCAGUUCAUCAACAGAGGGACAGGCAGUGUGCGGAGCAGUAAGAGUCAAGAUGUUUGUCACAUCGCCUUUGGAUCCAGAGUUCUUGGACCACCUCCACUCUCUGGCAGAAGGAAUAACAUGAGGCUCUCCACAGAGUCAGUAAGAUCUGUUGGGUCCAAAAAUAGCCGAUCCUGCCAGCAGCCCACCACAGAGAAGUGUGUUAAGAGUGCAGAAAUGUCAACCUUGCUGAUAUCUGAGUCUGAGGAGCAAGGAGAUAAAGAAAAUAUUCACCAAAUAAAGCAGACUGUACCUAUUCAUGCCAACCUACCUAUUAUGCAUCCACAUCCCCCUCAAGAACCAUCAGCAGAUAAGAAUAAUAACAGAAGAAGAUUUCGGUUAAAAAGCACCAGCAGAGACAGGACAGAGACGCCCAGCGGCAGUUCAGGAAAUAACAGGAAUGAAGAGGAAAGAACAACCGUCCAUACCAUUGGGACCCAGCAAAAAGCAGAGGUGUUGAACCCCAGCAGCCCAGGACCCCCGCCUCCUGAACAAGCAGAUGAAUGGAUAUUUCCUGAAAAUGAUGAUCACAUUCCCCAUUUGGAAUCUGGCAGACAGUCUCUCCUUCUGGAUGACUCUAUCACUUCACACCUGUGCCUCGAAGCCAGCAAGGACAGUGAACGUGACCAACAAGCAGAGGAGACCCAGAGCUUUCCAAAGAACAUUUUCACUUUUUCAUCUAGACCACGAUCAGCACCUCAUGGGAAGACACAGAAUCUGUCCCCAGAGGAAUGCCCGUUUAUUUGGGAUCUAAAAGAAGAUAACAGUAUGACAAGAGGAGACGCCCAACUGGAGGAUGACUUCUAUGGUGGUGACAGCAGCCAAGAGGAAUACAACUGGAGAAACUACCAGCCCAGCCAGAUGAGUGAAUCUGAGUUGCAGAUGCUGGCAAGCUUACGGCGGCAACAGAACGAAGACCUGGAGGACGCAGGGGCUCCCCACGGCCUGAGCGCUUCCCAGGUUGACAACUGUAAUGUCAGCAUAAGUACCAGCAGCGAUGACACCACCACCUGGAACUCCUGCCUGCCCCCUCCUGUCAACCAGGGUCGUCACUACCAGAAAGAAAUGUAUCCACCUUCUCCUUCCAACCCUCGGGACUGGUUAAACAUGUUGAGCCCGCCGAUUGUCCUUCCCAGUCAACAGCUGACUGAGCAGAAUCCAGAUUCCUCUGGAAGUUUAAGCGCUCAAGGUGACGAAGACCCGAGUGUGGAAGAGGACGAGGAAGUGCUGACUUUAUUGUAUGACCCGUGUCUGAACUGCUACUUUGACCCCCAGACUGGGAAAUACUAUGAGCUGGUCUAACCCCCGCUUCCAGGGCAGAGCACCGCCACCCCAGCAGCAGGACAGCAGCUCGGAGUCUGUGAAGAAGCACAGGACGAGCAGGUCUGCAGAAUCGAAAGGCACCGAGAGAGAUGAACCCAUUUUGUAAAUAAUGUUCAAUGUUCAGGAAACCUACAUUCUUUUUGUAGAUGUGUGGGACUUUGCAGCUGUGAAGGAAUUAAUACAGAGACAAGAUAUUAGGACUUUGAAUGGGUUCUUAUUUGUUCAUUCUCAUCCUCCCUAUAAUUUUAUCUCAUAUCAUUUUAUGUACACAAAUUAAGAAUUAUUCAUUCAGAUUUUUGGCAGUGUUCACCUGUAAAUGAUGGCUUGAUAUACACUACAGAAAAUGUAUUUGUUAAAAGAUGCCUGGGUACCUUUUAU